UAAAAAAAGCUGUAAAUAUGCCCACAAGCAAUCAAAUGGCAAGACGCACUUGAAUACACGGAGCAAUACUGAGGCGGAUCUUUUUUAGUAUUUUUUUUUAUUUUACCACCACCACUUCCCGUUCACACAUCUGCAUGUACCCCAGGUAUCUCGGGAGACUUAUAAUUCAACGUGCUUAUAAAUAGCGCCAGCCGAACGCAUGGCUGGCGGCUCAGCACCGACAUGCAGCGAUGCCACAACAGAUCGCAUGGCACGGCUUUGACAGCUAGCUCUCACGAGCACGUUCAGAAGAGCACAGCAGGGCUAAGUACUAGUUCUGCAAGACCAAUCCGUGAAUAACUCGCUUAGUGCUUCAAUAUCGGUUACGCCUACGCUUAUCCGCGCUUACACGUGGACCAUACGAGUAAAACGCUCCCAACCAAAGAGUAAUUUGUACUAGCAGGCACCAUAUAUGGCCUCCGUGAUCCACAUUCCAUGCACCUAGAAUGCUGUGCGCACCAUCUGGCAUCAAACGUUGCUGUGUUCCUUUCCACACAGAUAAUACACGCCUUCAUCAGGCUCCUGAAGAUGCUCGCUUCGCGCUUGUAGUUGUGUCGAGAGAUUCGGGAUUAAGCCAUUCCCGGUGCUUUGGCUUCGAAGCGAAGUGAGCGAAAACGCGGCCACUGGACGUACAACGCCAAAGUCUCGGCGUGUUCAGCUGCGCCCUCUAUCGCCGCUUCCCGUUCUCCACUCCCGCGGGUAAGAUAAAUGCUUACAAACCACGCCGGCUGAACGGAACCGGCCGAAGUCUCAGCACCGGCGCGGAACGACGCCGUAGCAGCCGCAGCGCAGCCCGAAGAGUCGUCGGGAACUCACGGUGGUGACGCGGAAUUACGACGGCGUUCCAUGUGCCUGGCGAUACGACCGUGAUUUUCUGUUGCUCGCGACGCUGUCACAGGAGAUACCUGUCCCAUGAGGAGUUGGGGAGCUGUGCUCCUAGCGGCGUUCCUCUUGCUGCUAGACUCGCCGGCAGAUGGCAGGAGACACCUCAUUCGCCACGGUCGUCAGCGGCGGCAGCACCAACACCUACACCACUUCCAGCAAAACGUGACGCUGGGUUUAAAGCCGGGGUCGUACCAAGAAUCAGGUCCCUGGGGUCCCUGGACUGCUAGCAGUUCCUGCUCGAGGACCUGCGGUGGAGGCGUCGCCUACCAAACGCGAGUCUGUGAGGACUUCAGACAUGACGGAUCGCACGGCUGCACCGGUCCAUCCAGGAAGUACUUCUCUUGCAACGUCGAAGAAUGUCCUGACCACACAAAGGACUUCAGGGAAGAGCAGUGCGCCCGGUUCAACAGCAUACCCUUUGAAGGGCGCUACUACAGCUGGGUGCCUUAUUACAAAGCUGCCAACCCCUGUGAGCUAAACUGCAAACCAAAAGGCGAGCGAUUCUACUAUCGACAUUCAGCCAAGACCAUCGACGGUACGCGGUGUCAUGAUGAUGGCAGCCUUGACGUUUGUGUCGAUGGAGCUUGCAUGCCUGUCGGGUGCGACAAGAUGCUGGGCUCGGACGCCGUGGAGGACAAGUGCCGGGUGUGUCGGGGUGACGGUACCAGCUGCAGCACAGUCGAGGGCGUCUUCGACUUGGAUAACUUACAAGUCGGUUACAACGACAUCCUGCUGAUUCCAUCAGGAGCUACGAACAUCAGGAUUGAAGAGAAGUUCCCCACAAACAACUAUCUUGCCGUUCGCAACCAGACUGGCUACUACUACCUCAAUGGCAACUGGCGCAUCGAGUUCCCCCGGAGCAUCCGCUUUGCUGGCACUGUGUUUCAUUACGAGCGGCGCAACCACGGUGCCAAUGCUCCCGAGAGCUUGGUUGCCCUUGGGCCAACGAUCGAGACCAUCCUCAUUGUGCUUCUGUACCAGGAAAAAAACCUGGGCAUCACGUAUGAAUACUCAGUGCCUCACGGCGUCGGUCGGCAGCAGCCAGACAUGUACAACUGGAACUCGGGAGACUUCGGAGAAUGCUCACAGACCUGUGGGGGAGGUGCUCAGACCCGCCUCGUCUACUGUACGAGUGCAACCACAUUUGAAAAGGUGUCUGACGACCUCUGCAACCCGACAGUCAAGCCCCAAGCCACCAGGGUCUGCAACCCAGAACCGUGCCCUGCAACGUGGUAUGUUGGGGAGUGGGAAGACUGUUCCAAGUCUUGCGGCAAUGGCACGCAGCUGCGAUUGGUGUUCUGCCAGCGGCGCACCGAGGCUGGCAGCGUGCUGACCGCUGACUCGGACUGCGAAUCCUCAGGGCCCAAGCCAGAACGGCUGCAGGAUUGCAGCUCCGAUGCCGAGUGUGCCUCCUGGGAAGUUGGCAACUGGACGGAGUGUGAUCGUCUAUGUGGAGAAGGCACUCAGAUCCGAGAUGUUGUGUGCAUCAACCCUCUCGGUGGUGAGACUGUGGAGGUCCUGGAUGACUCUGGUUGUGACGAAUCGACAAAACCGCCCUCCAACCAAACCUGUGAGCUGCGACCCUGUGAUGGCACAGAAUGGGUCACUUCACCGUGGUCUGGGGCAUCGUACAGUGCAUUGGGCAUCAGCCAACAGUGCUGCCUGUUCUGA
Messenger RNA from Dermacentor andersoni, 2595 nucleotides. Lineage: Eukaryota; Metazoa; Arthropoda; Arachnida; Ixodida; Ixodidae. The record is from RefSeq and is a predicted model, not a curated record.